Messenger RNA from Penicillium psychrosexuale, 1452 nucleotides. Its product is annotated as FAD dependent oxidoreductase. The coding region runs from base 1 to 1452 and encodes 483 amino acids. NCBI's taxonomy places the organism in Eukaryota, Fungi, Ascomycota, Eurotiomycetes, Eurotiales, Aspergillaceae. The transcript has a single exon. The record is from RefSeq and is a predicted model, not a curated record.
AUGCAUCUCGUCACGUUCUCCUUCGUCUCACUUUCAGCCUGUCUCCUCGCAUCGAGUGUUUUUGCUUCAAAUACGCCCUCAACAUUUGAUCUCAAGAAAUUCAAAUCCCAGGACAUUAUCAAACAGGAUGUGGCUGUCAUCGGUGGCGGCUCUGCGGGCACAUACUCAGCCAUUAGCCUGAAGGAUAAAGGCAAAUCGGUCAUUGUCAUUGAAAAGAAAGACAGACUGGGUGGCCACACUGAGACAUACAUUGAUCCCACAACCGGCACUCCUAUUGAUAUGGGAGUCAUGAUCUGGCACAACAUCACCGUUGUAAAGGACUACUUCAAACGAUUUGAUAUUUCAAUCACCCACUCUACCGGUUUCUUUCAAUCAGUGUUGAACUAUGAUUUUAGUACUGGAAAAGCAAUCAAUCUGUCGUUCACUCCAUCUGAUACGGAGAUAUCUGCAGCCUUCGCAGCCUACACGGCACAGUAUUCCAAGUACCCGGAGCUAAAGGAUGGGACAUUCCUUCCAAGCCCUGUGCCCGAGGAGCUAUAUAUACCGUUCGGGGAGUUCGUACAGAAGUAUGGACUUCAAGCAGCGGUUCCCACCAUGUUCAACUACAAUCCGGGUGUCGGAGAUAUAUUGGCGAACCCGACGCUCGAACAAUUCCGAUACUGGGGGUUGGAGAUGGUGCAGGAUCUAUCGACUGGUUUUCUGACUACGGCCCACCACAACAGCAGCGAACUGUACACCAAAGCUGAAGUGGAGUUGUCUUCGUCCUCAAGUCUUCUCCUGAAUUCCGUGGUCGGGCAUGCGGAUCGAGGCGAAGGAGGGGCAGGUAUCAAGCUUGUUGUUCGUACACCCCAAGGCAACAAGCUUAUUCUCGCAAAGAAGCUCCUCAUUGCCAUACCCCCAAAGCUUGAUUUCCUGGCCCCGCUAGACCUCAGCAACAAAGAGAAGACACUCUUUGGAAAGUUCAUUGAUGCGGGUUACUACGUCGGUAUCGUCAAGAACACGGGCUUCCCCGACAACAAUAGCAUCUCGAAUGCAGCCCAAAACUCGGAAUACAAUUUCCCUUCGCUCCCAGGACCGUACAGCUUCGCCCCGGCAGGACUUGCCGGAUUGCAAAUGGUCACCUACGCCACUCCGCAGAGUCCUAAAUCCUCUCCUCUGCCUGAUGCGACCGUGAAGGCCGACAUUAUCCUGACUAUCAAGAGGCUCCAGAAGGAGAAUCCGGACAAGUUUAGCCAAACAGAGCCGAAAUUCGUUGAUUUCAGAUCGCAUGCACCUUAUACUCUUCAAGUUGGGGCUGGGGAUAUCAAGGACGGGUUUUACGAGAAGCUGUAUGCGUUGCAGGGCUUGAGAAAUACGCACUGGACUGGCGAAGCGUUCAGGGCGGAGGAUAGUAGUUUACUCUGGCAGUUCUCGGAGGAAAUCGUGCUGCCGGGAUUGCUUGCGGGUCUAUGA